This is a messenger RNA of Macadamia integrifolia, 971 nucleotides long. RefSeq lists its product as uncharacterized. Gene Ontology annotation, cellular component: Golgi apparatus; endoplasmic reticulum. The coding region runs from base 1 to 891 and encodes 296 amino acids. The transcript is spliced from 3 exons. The record is from RefSeq and is a predicted model, not a curated record. NCBI's taxonomy places the organism in Eukaryota, Viridiplantae, Streptophyta, Magnoliopsida, Proteales, Proteaceae.
AUGGAUCAACAUGUUGAGGAUGUUCACCAUGGGAUAAAGAUUUGGUCGGAGCAACCGAAAGCCAUUACAAUUGAAGACAUCAGGCUAUAUUGCCAUAAGUUACAGACACAUGCAAUGCUUCACGAAGAGGGUGAAUACAGUACCAGCAACAAUAACCAAGGAUGGCAGAAGGUCACCUAUGCGAAACGCCAGAGAAAGAACUCGGCGAAGAACUCAGAUGCAGGUUUCGAUCUGGGAAAAUUCCAUUUGAAUGGAUCCGUAGGAGGCGAAAAGUCUAACGUUUUUCAGUCUAUUGAACAAAAAUCAGAAGAACGCCGUAGAGCCCUAGAAGUUCAGAAGGCUGCUGCUGCUGCUGUUGCUUCUGCGGGCGCGGUUGUUCCCAGAUCGAAACACCAUUUUGAUGAUGAUGGGGACGAUAGCGAUGUUGAAGCAUCCGGUGGUGUUGAGAAUGGGACCGUUGAGGCUAAGAAGCCUAAGGCGCCCAAGAUCACUGUGGCCGAUGCGGCUUCCAAGAUCGAUGCUUCUCAUCUCAACGCUUACCUCAUUGAUGCUACAGCAUCGUAUGAAUCACAGCAGGAUAUCCAGCUCAUGCGUUUUGCCGAUUACUUCGGUCGUGCCUUCUCUGGGGUGAGCGCAGCCCAGUUCCCGUGGACGAAGAUUUUCAAGGAGUCCCCGGUUGCAAAGAUCGUCGAUAUACCCCUCUCUCACAUUUCUGAGGCUGUUUAUAAGACGUCAACUGACUGGAUCAACCAACGAUCUUCUGAUGCUCUUGUUGUUUUCGUUUUGUGGUCAUUGGAUAGCAUUCUAGUUGACCUAGCAAUUCACCAAGGUCCUACUAAGGGCUCCAAAAAGGUUUUGCCCAAGACUCCAAAAUUUCCCAUAAUUGAAUGAUCCGCACAUUAAUUGUUGGGUUUUGAUGUUAUUUGACAGUCAAAAACUCGGUUCAGUGUGGAUUAAAUGAUUUUGAUAAA